This is a messenger RNA of Vigna unguiculata (cowpea), 2222 nucleotides long. RefSeq names its product pyruvate decarboxylase 2. The record is from RefSeq and is a predicted model, not a curated record. Lineage: Eukaryota; Viridiplantae; Streptophyta; Magnoliopsida; Fabales; Fabaceae. Gene Ontology annotation, cellular component: cytosol. Gene Ontology annotation, molecular function: pyruvate decarboxylase activity; thiamine pyrophosphate binding; magnesium ion binding.
CUCCCAUUGUCUUUCCCUUUGCGAUUACCACUUACCACCAACCCGCACGAACUACUACUAUAUAACCUUCUUCUCAUUUCCACACUCUUCUCAUUCAUACAACACUAAAAAAAACUCUCCAAUCACCUUUUAGAUCUCUUUCCAACCAAAAACCAUAACCAUUCACAAGUCUCACACCUUCUCCAUUACUUCCUCUCAACUUCUCACUGAAAGCCUCAAGUCCAAGCCAUGGACACCAAGAUAGGUUCAUUGGACGUUGUCAAGCCUCCCUGCAACGACAUCGUAUCGUGCAAUCAGACCAACAGCGCUGCCAUACAGCCCUGUGUUCCUUCCGCCGUCAUCAACGGCUGCGGAGACUCCACUCUCGGCGGCCACCUCGCGCGCCGCCUCGUUGAAGUCGGUGUCACCGAUGUUUUCUCCGUUCCCGGCGACUUCAACCUCACUCUGCUCGACCACCUCAUCGCUGAGCCCGCGCUCAACGUCGUCGGCUGCUGCAACGAGCUCAACGCCGGGUACGCUGCCGAUGGCUACGCCCGUGCUCGAGGUGUCGGCGCUUGCGUUGUCACGUUCACCGUUGGCGGGCUCAGCGUGCUCAACGCGAUCGCCGGAGCGUACAGCGAGAACUUGCCGCUGAUUUGCGUCGUUGGUGGGCCCAACUCCAACGACUAUGGUACGAGUCGGAUCCUCCACCACACCAUCGGUUUGCCCGAUUUCAGCCAAGAGUUGAGGUGCUUUCAGACCAUUACUUGCUUCCAGGCUGUGGUGAAUAACUUGGAAGAUGCUCACGAGUUGAUUGAUACAGCAAUCUCAACUGCACUGAAGGAAAGCAAGCCUGUGUAUAUAAGCAUUAGUUGUAAUUUGCCUGGGAUUCCUCACCCCACAUUCAGUCGUGAUCCAGUUCCUUUUUCAUUGUCUCCCAGAUUGAGUAACAAGUUGGGGCUGGAGGCAGCAGUGGAGGCAGCUGCAGAGUUCCUUAACAAGGCAGUGAAACCAGUGCUGGUGGGGGGUCCUAAACUGAGGGUGGCAACAGCAGGUGAAGCCUUUGUUGAACUGGCUGAUGCUUGUGGUUAUGCGCUUGCUGUAAUGCCAUCAGCUAAAGGGCAGGUUCCAGAGCACCAUCCUCAUUUCAUUGGAACUUAUUGGGGUGCUGUGAGCACUGCCUUCUGUGCUGAGAUUGUGGAGUCUGCCGAUGCAUACUUGUUUGCUGGUCCCAUUUUUAACGACUACAGCUCUGUGGGAUAUUCCCUUCUUCUCAAGAAGGAGAAGGCCAUCAUUGUACAGCCCGAUCGGGUUGUGAUCGCAAAUGGGCCUGCAUUUGGGUGUGUGCUCAUGAAGGAUUUCCUCAAGGGACUCGCUAAGCGCCUCAAGCACAACAAUACUGCAUAUGAAAAUUACCACAGGAUAUUUGUCCCUGAAGGACAUCCUUUGAAGGCAGCACCAAAAGAACCUCUCAGGGUUAAUGUUCUGUUCCAACAUAUACAAAAUAUGCUGUCUGGUGAAACUGCUGUGAUUGCAGAGACAGGGGACUCCUGGUUUAACUGCCAAAAGCUGAAAUUGCCCAAGGGAUGUGGGUAUGAGUUCCAAAUGCAAUAUGGCUCAAUUGGGUGGUCUGUUGGUGCAACUCUUGGUUAUGCUCAGGCUGUUCCUGAGAAGCGAGUAAUUGCCUUCAUUGGUGAUGGAAGCUUUCAGGUGACUGCCCAAGAUGUAUCAACAAUGCUGCGGAGCGGGCAAAAGACCAUCAUCUUUCUGAUAAACAACGGUGGAUACACCAUUGAAGUUGAAAUUCACGAUGGACCGUACAAUGUGAUUAAGAACUGGAAUUACACAGGGUUAGUUGAUGCAAUCCACAACGGUCAGGGGAAAUGCUGGACUGCCAAGGUGUUCUGUGAAGAGGAGCUAGUUGAAGCAAUUGCCACGGCCACAGGACCCAAGAAAGAUUCCUUAUGCUUCAUUGAGGUGAUUGUUCACAAGGAUGACACCAGCAAAGAAUUGCUUGAAUGGGGCUCAAGGGUCUCUGCUGCCAAUAGCCGUCCUCCCAAUCCUCAAUAAACUUCAGAUUUCAUUCAGCCUAUAUGUCUAAAUUGCUUCAAUUGUCCCUUUGACAUGUCCUUCUAGGGAAUUUACUUUUAUUAAUGGCUUUAAACUGCUUUUGCAACUGAGUCCUUUUGUUUGUGUAAAUUCUUUCACUUGAGAUAAAAAUCUAUAUCCUUCAACUUUGUUCA